This is a messenger RNA of Cavia porcellus (domestic guinea pig), 1988 nucleotides long. RefSeq names its product phosphorylated adaptor for RNA export (gene Phax). Gene Ontology annotation, cellular component: nucleus. The transcript is spliced from 5 exons. Lineage: Eukaryota; Metazoa; Chordata; Mammalia; Rodentia; Caviidae. The record is from RefSeq and is a predicted model, not a curated record. Gene Ontology annotation, biological process: snRNA export from nucleus. Bases 63 to 1247 code for a protein of 394 amino acids.
GGAAGUGCCCGCCCCAGCCUGCCGGAAGUUUUCUUGUGACCGGCGCGCCGUGCAGUGGGAAGAUGGCGUUGGAAGCCGGUGAUAUGGAAGAUGGGCAGCUUUCUGACUCAGAUUCCGACAUGACGGUCGCACCUAGCGACAGGCCACUGCAAGUGCCGAAAAUACUUGGUGGAGACAGUGCUGUGAGGGCCUUCCAGAAUCCUGCAGCAGCUUAUCUACCAGUGUCACAUUAUCGGAUUGUUAAAAGCGUGGAUUCAAGCGAAGAGAGUUUCUCUGAUUCCGAUGACGACAGCUCUCUUUGGAAACGAAAGCGACAGAAAUGUCUUAAUCCCUCUCCCAAACCUGAGCCUUUUCAGUUUGACCAGAGCAGUCAGAAACCACCUGUCGCUGGGGGAAAGAAGGUUAACAACAUAUGGGGUGCUGUGCUGCAAGAACAGAAUCAAGAUGCAGUGGCCACCGAACUGGGUAUUUUGGGAAUGGAGGGCAAUAUUGACAAAAGCAGACAGUCUGAGACCUAUAAUUAUUUGCUGGCUAAGAAACUUAAGAGGGAAUCUGAAGAAUACACGAAAGAAUUAGACAAAGAGUUAGAUGAAUAUAUGCAUGGAGACAAAAAGCCAGGAUCAAAAGAAGAGGAAAAUGGUCAAGGUCAUCUCAAACGGAAACGACCUGUAAGAGACAGACUUGGGGCCCGACUGGAGAUGAACUAUAAGGGCAGGUAUGAGAUUACAGAGGAGGACUCUCAGGAAAAAGUGGCUGACGAAAUUUCUUUUAGGUUACAGGAACCCAAGAAAGAUCUGAUUGCCCGAGUAGUGAGGAUAAUUGGGAACAAAAAGGCAAUUGAACUUCUGAUGGAAACUGCUGAAGUUGAGCAAAAUGGUGGCCUUUUUGUAAUGAAUGGUAGUCGGAGAAGAACACCAGGUGGAGUUUUUCUGAAUCUACUGAAAAACACUCCUAGUAUCAGUGAAGAACAAAUUAAGGAUAUUUUCUACAUUGAAAAUCAAAAGGAAUAUGAAAAUAAAAAAGCUGCUAGGAAGAGGAGAACACAGAUAAUGGGAAAAAAGAUGAAACAAGCCAUUAAAAAUCUGAAUUUUCAAGAAGAUGAUGAUACCUCAAGGGAAACUUUUGCAAGUGAUACCAAUGAGGCCCUGGCCUCUCUUGAUGAACCACAGGAAGGGCAUGGGGAAACCAAGUUGGACGUGGAGGAAGCUAUAGAGGUUGAUCAUUCUCAUGAUUUGGACAUCUUUUAAGUAUAUUUUGGACAUUUUGAGGAAUAAACGUUUCUAAAGUAGCAUUGUGAUAACCUUUCUACUGACAAAGCUCUGUUUUAUUUUGCACUGAUAAACAUGAGAAUCUAGAGAAGAGGAAACUUCAUUGUUUUGAAUACAUGUGGGAAAUGAAUGCAACUAAUUUAAAGAUGGCUCAUGUCUGACACAGUACUUAAAAGUAUGUGGCACAGUGUUUAAUUUCUCAGUCUGUUGCAUGGCUAAUAUGAGCAUUACUAGUUACUAAUCAUUUUUUUCCAGAUCAUUAUAAUGUGCCAUUCAAAAGUUCAUUUCUUUUUCUGAUACAUCUUUGUGGUGAGUUUCACUUUGGUUUCAAAACAUUCCGAUGAAAGGUCCUAAUGGGACACACAGAUUGUUAUGCUGUUAACACAUUUGGAUUUCUGUAAUAUAAGAACUCUUAGGCAGUUUUAAGGAGACUAAACAUAGGCAUAUACUGACAGAUCCUACCCAGUUAAUUAUUUGUCCAGAAAUAAAUGUCAGAGGCUUUUCAAAGAAGUAUUGCUUUAUAGCUUUUUAGCUUUUUAUUAGUUAACUGGAUAAUAAAUAAUUCAGUAAUUAUAAAUUGUACAUUUGUUGUAAACUAACCUUGAAGUCUUUUAGUAUUCCCUCAGAGUAGUCAUUUAAGUUGGAUCAUGAAGAGAGAAGUGGUUAUUGGUUGCUUUUUAUUUAUAAAGAAUGAAAAAAUAAAACCUUUGGCAGCCCUUA